CAGCGGCAACAACAACAACAACGGCUGCUGCUGCUGCCGCUGCUGGUGGUGGUGGUGGUGAAUCGAAAAAAAGUCCAUCAAAAGAAUCUAGUAAUUCGAAACCAAAAAUCGAUGUUGCCAUUGUCAUUGAUCUGCAAAUCAAAGAUGGUAAUUUAUCACAUCGUAUGGCCGCAUUUGAAGAGAUUAAAAAAGCCUGUCAUAUGGUCAAUGCUAAUUAUCAGCUGAUUGCAUUUCAUAAAUUAGAUUUCGAUGAAAUCAAUGCAAUCGAUGCAUUCCAUGCGGCCGAUGUUGCCAUUGUUGAUCUAUCAAUACAGAAUCAACAACAUUCAUUAUUUUAUCGAAUUGGUAAUCGUGAAAAUUUUGGAAUGAAAUAUAAUAUUUUGAUAUUCAAUGAUGAUUCAUUGAAAGUAACGAUACCAUCGAAUUUGCCAAUUUCAACAUUUAAUCUAAUCAGUUAUCGUUUGUCACCGGUGGAUAAAAAAUGUUAUUACACUGAAUCUUUGCCAGAUAAAAAUAGUCGAAACAAUUCUAAUCCAAAUAUUCGAUCAUCAACAAAUCGACCACCACCAUUAUCAUGUGAAACGAAAAUUUUACUAAGUACAAAACUACGAAAUGCAUUACAACAUGUUGAAAUACAAACCAAAACACAUUUGAAGGAAAAAUUCCUAUCCGAAUUACGUAAAGCACGCGAAACACUGACACGUGAUGAAUUGACAAAAUCAUUACAUGAUUUUCGAAAAAAAUUGGAAAAUAAUUCUAGUCUUAUAUCGGCCGAUAUUGUCCAUAAUCUUCUUGUUUCAUAUCGUGAAAUACAGGAUUACGAUUCAAUGGUAUCAUUGAUUGAAGAGGUACAAUCAUCGAAAUUUGCCUUUAAAUUUACGCCACCUUUUCAAUAUCUGCAUGCAUUUGCAUUGAAUCGCCGUAAUCAAAUUGGUGAUCGUGAACGAGCAUUGGAAAAAAUUCAUGAAACAAUCGAAGAAAGUUCAUACAUUGAUUCUAUCUGUUUAGCUGGCCGCAUUUAUAAAGAUAAAUUUAUUGAAUCACAAUAUCAGGAUAAAGAAAGUCUUGAACAGGCAAUCAUUUGGUAUCGAAAAGGAUUUGAUCAUCAACCAAAUGAAUAUGCCGGUAUUAAUCUAGCUACAUUAUUGGUCAUUAGAGGUGAUGAUCUGAAUAAUUCAACUGAACUUAAAGAUAUAGCAUCCAUAUUGAAUCUUUUGAUUGGCCGUAAAGGAAGUCUUAAAUCAAUACAAGAUUAUUGGGAUGUUGCAACAUUUCUUGAAAUAUCUGUAUUGGCUGAAAAUUAUACAAAAGCAAAUGAAUCAGCCGAAUGUAUGUUCAAUUUGAAGCCACCGGAAUGGUAUCUGAAUUCUACAUUACGAAACAUACAAUUAAUUAAUGAUUUUCGUAAAAAACCCGAAGAUGUACGUCUGACACCUGAAGAGGAAUUGUUUCGUUUUUGGAUGGAAUAUUUUAUUGAAGCGGCCAAAGAUCAUGCUAGUCAUAUAAUAAGAUUUCCAGUCAUUAUACAAGAAAUUGAUAAAUCACUGAUACCAAGUUAUGUAACUGUAAAUCAAAAUGAUCAAGAUGGUAAAUCAUUGCAGAUCAAUAAUAUCUGUAAAGAAUGUAUACGUAAUCCAGAUUCAUGUCGACGGCCACAUAAUUGGCUAUUUCAUUCAUCAAAAAUACGUGGUGUUAGUAUGUAUAAAUCGGAUCAACGUUGCCUUUUUCUAUACGUACUAUCGGAUGAUUUUCAAAUUUUUCCAUCAGACGAAUAUCGUAAACGUUUUCAUGAACUUGUUCUAGACAUAACAGCCAAUGAAGAAUGUUUAGAUUUAGAUUCACGUAUAAUGGAAUCGAUACGAAUUCAAUUUGAUUAUGAUUAUGAUGAAAAAAUGAAUAAAAUUAAAUUAGGUGAAGGAUCAUAUGGUACAGUAUAUGCAGCACAUGAUAGUAAUAAUAUUGCCAUCGCUGUGAAAGAGAUACCGAUCAAGAAUAAAGAUGAAGUUCAACCAUUACAGGAAGAGAUUAAGUUACAUUCACAACUGAAACAUCGUAAUAUCGUCAAAUAUAUUGGUUCGAUUAAUGAUGAACAAGUGAGUGUUUUCAAAAUCCUAAUGGAACGUGUACCCGGUGGUUCAUUAUCACAAUUAUUACGUUGUAAAUGGGGCCCACUAAAAGAAUCAUCGAUUGCCUAUUAUACUAGACAGAUUUUGGAUGGUCUUCAUUAUUUACAUAGUCAGAAUAUUGUACAUCGAGAUAUUAAAGGUGAUAAUGUACUUGUUAAUACAUAUACUGGUGAUGUAAAAAUAUCGGAUUUUGGUACAUCCAAACGUUUGGCUGGUUUAAAUCCACGUACUGAAACAUUUACUGGUACAUUUCAAUAUAUGGCACCUGAAGUAAUUGAUCAAGGUGCACGUGGUUAUGCAGCACCAGCUGAUAUAUGGUCACUUGGUUGUACUGUUGUUGAAAUGGCCACCGGAAAAACACCAUUUAUCGAACUAAGUUCUGGUCAUGAAGUCAUAUUUAAAGUGGGAUAUUUUAAACAACAUCCUGAAAUACCGGGAACAUUAUCGGAAAAAUGUCGUAAUUUUAUUGAAAGUUGUUUUGAACCAAAUCCUGCUAAACGUCCAGCGGCUGCUGAAUUAUUGGAAAUGCAAUUCAUGGAAUGUGGUUCAUCAUCUUCAAGAAAACGUAAACCAGCCAAUCAAUUACAACCAAAAAAUAACAAUAAAGUCAAUCCAAAUCGUAUGUCUGUAGACUUUAAUCGUUCAAUAUCGAUGCCAUAUGAUCCAACAUUGAAAUCAACAGAUUCAUCUAGUUCUACAACCGCCGUUAUUGAUAUUGUACAACAGCAACAACAACAACAUAAUGGUGGUGGUGGUGGUGGUGAUCAUACACCAAAUUCAAUGGAUAGCUUACAAGAUUCAAAUCCAUUCACAUUAAUGCCAUCAACAAUUAGUGGUUGUGGUGGUGGUGGAAAUAAAAAUCCAAAUAGCCGAUUACAAACAAAUCUAUCAUUAAAUAUAAAUAAUCUACAAAAUUCAAGUGGUGAUGAAAAAUCACCAAAUAUAAUGACAUCUGGAUCAUCGGUAGCGUAUCCGGUAACACCAAAUGAUUUAACAAUGAAUGAACAUAAUAUACAAAAAAGUCUUUCACAAGUACUUGAUUCAAAUACUGAAGAUAUAACUGAAGUUUGGUGGCGUCGUUUGAUUGAAAAUUGGCCAGAUCAACAAUUGUUAUUACAAUCACGUCAUAUACAGAAUGUAUUAUUCCCUGGUUUUCGUGAUUAUAUCUCUACAAAUAAGAAUACAUUGUAUUUGAUGAAUGCCUUGUAUUCAUUGGCAAAUGAAUUUAAUGAAAAAUUCAAACAACAGCAACAAUCAUUGGAUAAUGAUGAAAAUAAACGUUUUCUAUUCAAACAAUUACAGACGGCAAUCUAUUAUUUUCAAGAUGCAAUUGAUUCAAUAUUGAAAAUACAGAAUAUACCACCACAUUGGAUUUUUGCAUUAGAUUCAUUGAUACGUGAAAGUGUACAGGAAGCACAACGUUUAUUACAUUUAUGUUAUAAAAAUGUAUUUGAAAUUGAAAUGGCCGGUAGUGAAGUGGCUGUACCACAAUCAGCCGGUUGUGGUGGUGGUGGUGAUUUAAAUCAUUUAAUCAAUGUAACGUCACCAUCAACAGCUGAUAUGUUAAGACAUUCACAGGAAUCAUUAUUCAAUAUGCAAUUGAUAAAAUCCGAUCAUUUUAAACAAGAAAUUAAACAUCUAUUACAGGAAAAUAAUAAAACAGUUAAAUUAUUAUCGGAUACAUUCAGUGAAUAUCUUGCCGAACAGAAUGAAGUAUUGCGACGUUUAUGUGAAAAAGUACAGAAUCAAAAUCGUCCAAAUUUAUUGAUCGAUAAUGCUGUUGUUGUUUCGGCUUCUACUAAUGUCCAUACGAAUGAUGAUGAUGGUGGUAGUGGUGGUGAUAUCGACAAAAAUUCAGAUGAUAAUCAAAAAUUUAAAGAUGAAACAAUGAUUACAAUGUUGGAAAAUGAAAAUAUUAGUCGUUCAACAAUCGAUGCUUUAAUUCGUCAAGAUAUUGAUCGAAAAGUUUUAUUUGAAUUCAUAAGCCGUGAUGAUCUCCGUAAAUUGAAUCUAACAUUGGGUGAAGAACUUCGACUUUGGAAUCUCAUUGAAAAGAAUAAAAUUCGUUAUCAAUUGGUCAACAACAACAAUGACAAAUAUGAUUGAUUUAUAAUUUA
Messenger RNA from Dermatophagoides farinae (American house dust mite), 4243 nucleotides. Lineage: Eukaryota; Metazoa; Arthropoda; Arachnida; Sarcoptiformes; Pyroglyphidae. The record is from RefSeq and is a predicted model, not a curated record.